Molecule: messenger RNA, 4973 nt
Organism: Mytilus californianus (California mussel)
Lineage: Eukaryota; Metazoa; Mollusca; Bivalvia; Mytilida; Mytilidae
Product: palmitoyltransferase ZDHHC5-like
Exons: 8
Coding region: 79-2064 (661 amino acids)
Biological process (GO): protein palmitoylation
Molecular function (GO): palmitoyltransferase activity
Source: RefSeq, a predicted model, not a curated record
CCAACCUGAAGGAAUGCCAUCUUUGUUUUCUUGGUUGAUUAUUCAAGCUAAUACCCCCUCUUAAACCCAUUAAAUAUCAUGUCACGAUGCGAAUUUUCUACCAAAAUAAUCCCGGCAACUUGUGCCUGGAGUUUACUGCUCGGAGCAACAGCAGUAUUCUUUGCCUUCGUAUGUCCGUAUUUGCUGGAAGCUGUUUCAAUAGGUAUUCCGAUCUACCAAGGGAUUGUGACAGUAUUUGUUAUUGCCAACUUUGGCCUUGCCACAUUCAUGGACCCAGGAAUUUAUCCUAAAGCUCAUGAGGAUGAAGUUAAAGAUGAAGAUUUUCGAGCACCAUUAUACAAGAACGUAGAAAUAAAGGGUAUAACUGUGCGGAUGAAAUGGUGUACAACAUGUCAGUUUUAUAGACCACCUAGGUGCUCACAUUGUAGUGUUUGUAAUAAAUGUAUAGAAACUUUUGAUCAUCAUUGUCCAUGGGUGAAUAAUUGUAUAGGAAAAAGAAAUUAUAGAUAUUUUUUCUUAUUUCUAAUAUCAUUAUUCAUUCACAUGCUCAGCAUCUUUGCAUUUUCACUUUUAUAUGUGCUAAAAAACAGAGACAAUAUAGGAGAAAGGGGAAAUAUAGUGUCUAUUGUAGAAAUGAUAAUUAUAGGUUUAUUACUUUUCCCUGUUGGUGGUCUGAUGGGAUUUCAUAUGGUGUUAGUGUCUAGAGGGAGAACAACAAAUGAACAGGUAACAGGUAAAUUUAGAGGAGGACAUAAUCCAUUCACAAGGGGAUGUUCACAGAAUUGCAGAUAUGCAGUAUGUGGGCCACAAUGGCCAAAACUGGUAUCAUAUGUGCCUAAAACAAGGACUAUUCAUAUAGACGCUAGUAAAGUCACUUAUCAUGCAGCUGGCAAAGGGGAUGUCAAAUUAUAUAGUGAUAAUUCAAACGGAAUUAAACGAAAUUCUGCCAUUACCAAAAAUGCCACCCCUCAAUCUUCAUGUCUUCUGGACGAUGACAGUCAAGACAGUGAGACAACGCCCCCUUUACAGAAAAGGUCAGACUCAAAAACAAAUCUUUUUGAUGAUUCACAGCAGCCAUCGAUGAAUUCAACCAUGGGAACAUACCAUAGUCAGACCAAUAACCGAGCUUCACCUCCAAGACAGUAUCACCAUGGUAACAGCAUCUCAAAGUCCCCACAACGAGGGAGAAGAGCAGAGAGGGCAGCAGCUUUGGCGGCGGCACCUGUAGCCACACCGGAGGAUUCUGUUUUGACACCACCACGUUCUCUGUUGAAUAGUCCUGGCUUGGACCGUGUGUCACAUGCUAUGCGUAAUACAAGUGUUCCAAGCAGAGCUGUGAAUAGCAAUAAUACUAAUUAUGAUAAGGUUCGUGAACAAAAUUCAAGGUCUCAAAGUGAACCUAGACCUAAAAGAGAAAGUGAAAAUCGUUAUAAAACUGAUUCUCAUCAACCAGGUCAUUCUGGAAAUACAUAUUACCCAAAUUCUCAAAACAGUGCAUCAUCUGUUCCGUAUCGACCUAAAUUCAAUUAUACUCAUAAGCCUCCCCAAUCACCAUCUAGGUCAGCACCGCGUUUCUCACAAAAGACUAAUGGCUACACGUCGAAAAGUGAGGAAAUGUUAGAUUCUUAUGGUCAGGAUAACUAUAGACCAAGUGAUGGCUAUAAUAAUUCAAAACAGAUGUACAACUCAGGUGAUUAUCGUGGGAGGUCACAUGACAGCCUCCCAACCAAUAGAUAUGCUGCACAGUCUCGCAGUGCAACUACACUUCCUCCCCAUACUCAAGGGCUGUUUGAUGAUGAAAUAGGUGGAUCUAGACGUCCGUUGUCAUUUGUAAAGGCAUUAGAAAUGAGUGAAAUUGGUGGACAGAAUUCUAAUAAUGGUAUAAAUAAAAAUCAUGCUAUGCCGAGAAGUCGGACAUUAUCACCCAGUGAAUCAAGACAGCCUUUACCGAGUCGGACUACAAAUUCAAAUAAUUCAAGACAAUCACAUCCUAGCCACAAACGGCCAAAUGAAAAAGCUGAGAAAAAGAAAAGUGUUUAUGAUACAUUUGAAGUAGCUGUAUGACCUGUAUGUGUAUUAUUUUACGUUAUUGAUAUCCAUCAAACCUUGUCUUUAAUUGGAGUACAUUUCUGCUCAGGUGGAUUUUGCUGCUUCCAUCUGGCAAGGCAAAACCUUGAGAUGUCCCCUGUGUCAACCCUUUAUUAAUGAAAUUUAUGUUCAACCAUGGUGGGCAGGUUGAAAAAGCUGAAUCCACCUAGACUGAAGUGUAUGUCUGAUAUAAAUACAAUUAUAGUAGUGUUCAAAAUAGCUUUGUUCAAAAUAGAAAUAAGGAGAUGUGGUAUGAUUGCCAAUGAGACAACUAUCCACCAAAGUUCAAAUGAAGUGGAUGUUAGCAAUGAUAGGCAACCGUACAGCCUUCAUCAAUGAGAAAAACCCAUACCGUAUAGUCGGCUAUAAAAGGCCCUGACAUGAAAAAUAUGAAACAAUUCAAUUGAGAAAAACUAACGGCCUAUAUUCAAAGGUCUUUUAAAGAUAUCUGAGAGAGGUUGUAAAUGGUUGUAGCAAAUUAGCGAUAUUUAUGUCACAAUUAUAGUUUUGAUUAUGUAAAACUUUAUUUGUUACAUAUAACACUCUAUUUCUUAAAUUUUAAUACUAUGAAUUCAUUUAUUUUCAUGGAUACUUUGUAAUUAUGUGGUUUUGACAAAAUAUACAUACAUACGAACCUAAACAAAAUACAUGAAAUAAGACUCAAAUUGUGGUUCGCCUAUACCCACAAAAUUCAUGAAUAUUUGUUUCCUAUGAAUAAUGAUGAAUCUAUGUUCAAAAGUUAUUAUUUUGAGCCCUCUUGAAAAGGCAUUCAUGAAACUUUAAAGUAUAUUUGGCUAAGUGCAGUCCUAAUCAGUCAGAUGGUUUUUCCAGAAAAUAAAUUGAGCUGAUAAAAUGAGUUGAUAUUGAAAAUAAUUUAUAGUAUAUAUAUUCAAUCUUAACUAGUUUUUACGACAAAAUCAUUAAUAAAUCAAAUGAAGACGUAACAUUGACAGGCAGUAAAAGUGUAGAGUCAAUAAUAAAAACAAUGUUGUUGUCAGCUUUUUACAAUAGUAAUUAAACUUUUAAUAUUGAUUUAAUCAAUCACGAUAGGAAGGCAGUUAUACACUUGAUUUAUGGCAUCUUUCAGAGGUUUGAUGGAUAUUGGUUAAACUUUUGUUAUGAAUGAAAUUUUAAUGAAUGUUUGAGUCAGCAAUAUAUAUUUUUAUAACAGUAAGGUAGUCAAUUCUCUAACUGUGAUCACAUUUGAUAUUUUAUGUAAUGUUCGUCAUCUUGUACGAUGUAUUGGUUACUACUUCAUCAAUGUGACUUGAUGGGUUCAGACAGAGAAAAAAAGCAAAUUUUAACUGUUGGGAUGAGAGCAGAUCUAUAUAUUGGCAAAGAGAUCUUUGUUAAUAAAUUGCAUAGAUAAAUAGCUCACCUGGACCAUGAGACUAAUUUGAGCAGAUAUUUAGCUCACCACGAUCAUGAGCAUCUGCCAUCACUUGCUUUUCAUUGUCUUUAUCUUUUCUUUUCGUUAUCUGGAUUUGUUUGUCCAAGCGGAACCAAAAUUGACUGGAAUUUUAUGAAUAUCUGUUUAGAUAUUCCCCAUUUUAUGAAAGACCCUAGCAACCAAAGCUUGCUGUAAUUUUGAUAGGUAAUUUUUAUGCCCCACCUUUGGUAAUAGGUUGGCGUUAUAUUUUCUGGUCUAUGUCAUGUAUAUGUCCUUCUUUAUUAGGUGAAUAUUGUGAUAUUGUAAAAGAUAUAAAUAAAAACAGUGUCCUUCUUUAUUAUGGGACAGAUAUUGUAAAAGAUAUGAAUGAAAAGUUUUAUGGUCUUUCAAAUCAUUGUAAUCUGUACAUUUCCCCCUUACAGGGUACAUGUCCUUGACCUCAUUUUCAUGGUCCAUUGAUCAACACUAAGUCAAACCUCAUUCUAUCUAAUGGUUAAAAUUUUGAGCAUAGGUCAACAUGUUUGGUACUAGGAGUAAUAGACCAUGUAUGCAUGUUGUGGGGUUCUUAUGCUUUAACAUAUUACUCGACGAUAACUUAGGCUUUUUUACACUAUCCAUUUAUUAUUCAGUUAUAGAAAUCAAUGAAGAAGGCAAGACAUUUUAAAGUAUGCAGUCUUAGUCAUUAGUAUUAGAUUUUUUAUUUUAGAAAAAAAACCUGACAGAUUGGAAUAUGUAACAUAAUUUUUAAAAUCCCACUAAACAGACUGACAGACUAGUCGACUUCAGUCUGUGUUGUGUUGUAGAUAUUUUACAGUCCUUUUAAGGGUAGCCUUUACAAUGAAACAUAAAAUAUUGCCUCUCAGUAUAUCAGAUUGUUACAUUUCCUUUUAUCAGCAAAAUUGGAAUAGAAUUUUAUUAUCGAACGAGUGUCUACUUUCUCGCUUUUGUCUGCAAAUGUGUAUAUCAUGCAUUGGUCCGACAGAUAUCUAUUCCGUCUAUAGACUUAACUAGAUUUAAUCUUGAACUGACUGAGACUUAUUGGGAUUUUCAUGUCGUUAGUUUUCUAUGAUAAAUUCACAUCAAAUAAUAAUGACUUUGACAGUUAUUUAUAAUUUACAGACCAGCUGUUUGGUAUGUUAUUGAUUUGUCAACUUUUGAGAAGUUCUUUGUCAAUAUUUACAUCACAUUAAAUGCUGAAUAAUUAGCAAAGAAUGAUUUUAAGUGAAGACAAAUAUCUCUGAAGACUUCAAAGGUAUUGCAUUAGUUUAAGGUUCAUUUCUCCCUUUGGUUUUCAUAGAAUGAUAGAGAAGUAAAUGAAGGCACAGACAGUCCCAUUUUUUUCCAAAUGAAGGAGAGAAAAUUGUGAAAUAUACUGUAAAUUCAUUAGACUAAAAUGUGAUUUUAAUUUUUUGCGAUAUUGAGAAAAAUCCUGUUUAGUUCAUAUAAAAAAUUUCAAAAUGCGAGUUUAAAUUAUUGCGAUUAUAACCCUGUCGUA